AUGAGAGCUUACGUGCUGCUUAAUUAUGUUGCGGUUAUUGGAAUCAUGCAAACCUCUAGAGCUCAAUACCAACAAACCCAAUAUCGAGCUGGAGCACAAAUUGGUACUUUUCAUCAACAACAAGCUGGAUAUCAGGCUGGGGGAUCGCAACGGUACCAACAAUCACAUGUUAUCGUAGGACCAGGACCCGUUGUUCCCAAUAAUUUUGGUGGUCAGUUCAAAGAACAACGAACAAUCAAUAUUCAAGAAAAUAUUCAAGGCACAGCGCAACAGGCUGGUUAUGGAUAUGGUGCCGCAUCGAUGACUCAGUAUGGACAGUACGGGGCAAUGGGAGGUUAUGGAGGGAUUCAAGGAACCUCUGGAAGAUCAGUAGCUGAUCUACUGAAAGGGGCUCAAGUGGAUUUAAGAUUGACAUCGUAUACUAAUUCUGGGCUUCGUCUUCCAAACGACACGACGUGCAAUUGUCCAAUUUCCAAUUGUAAUUUCGUGCCUAGCAAUCAGCAAAAUCAAUGCCAAUUCAGUUUCGUGAUCGUGAUAUCGUGCGCCGACCAGUCGAUUCAAUAUGUUCAAUCGAACUUUUAUCCUGUACCGCCAAAUGGUGUCAUGACAACGGGAAAUUGGACAAAUCAGUACACAUUUUUGAUGAACACCAAACCAGUGUCUAUUGAUGUGUUCGUACAGCAUCUCGGUGUUGUCAUUGCUCAGACUACCGGCCAACUUCUUUUCUUCAACCAUCUCUCCUUGGUUGACUCAUUUGUUGUUGAUAUGUCAACAUUCAAUGAGAACAAUUUGCCGCAACAGCAAACGUUAACACUAACAGGCCAACUUUUGCAAUCACAGUUACAAAUGAAUCUGAAUGUUCAGUGCAUCAACAACAUGAUGGGACCACUCUGUGAUUUGACAUGCAACGCGACUAAUGCACAGCCAAAUAGACUUGUUAUAUGCUACAGUAAUAGAACUGAAACAUUUUCAGCUUGCAAGUGGAAUAAUUAUAGGAAUCAGGUCGUUGAUUGUUAUGUUUGCACUCACGGCGUCUAUAACGGUACAUGUGCUGGAGCAAUUGUGCUUCAGGAAACGGGUGUUGCUUAUGCUUUCCGAACAUGGACUAUUGUUCUUGCUUGUCUUUUAGGAAUUGCUCUCCUACUGAUUCUAUGCUUGAUCUUGUCAUACAUUAUUUGCUUCAGCAUUCUCAAUCGAAGAACUGCCGAAGAGAAGGAAUCGACAUACGUCCGAGAAUCCUAUGAAAAUGACAAUUACGAUUCGCAUACGGCUACUACUAGAAAAAUUGAUACAAACUACAAAGGGGAAUAUGGGUCUGACAAACCAUUGAUUGAAAAUGUGGAAUAUACUAGUACGAUUGCCAGCAGAAAACCAGUGGGAAUUUUGGCGAAGAAUCGUGUUGAAGAGACAGUUCCAAUUCAUAUCCAGGACCGUUCGUCUCGUCAGAAUUCCACAGUGGACUACACAAGACAACAAGAUUCACCAAGCACCGAGGACAGCUACUUGGCUAAUGGACAAGUUCAACAAACCACCACUACUACGACGACAACCACUAGAAGAGAGCAAAUUGUGUAA
Caenorhabditis bovis is the source of this 1575-nucleotide messenger RNA. The record is from the annotation of a GenBank genome assembly. Lineage: Eukaryota; Metazoa; Nematoda; Chromadorea; Rhabditida; Rhabditidae.